This is a messenger RNA of Thrips palmi, 786 nucleotides long. RefSeq lists its product as uncharacterized. The transcript has 4 exons. Lineage: Eukaryota; Metazoa; Arthropoda; Insecta; Thysanoptera; Thripidae. The coding region runs from base 54 to 599 and encodes 181 amino acids. The record is from RefSeq and is a predicted model, not a curated record.
GACUCUCUGGUCAAACCGUGGACAUCCCUUUGCAAGACUACUUGAAUGGGCAGAUGAGAUUGCUAUUGCAGUUCUUACAAAACCCUAACACAGAAAGUGGCUUACGAAACAUUGCAGAAUUUUGGAAGUGGGAGGACCAAGGAAAAAAUUCAAAGACAACAUUUCUGCUGGCCAUAAAAAUGCUGGGACAUUAUUUUAAUGAGAGUACUCACAACUUUUUAAAAUGUGCUGAGAGAACAAGUCUACAACACGACAUAGUGAGUUCUGUUCCAGAUUUAAAAGCAAGCCUCACUUUAAUUGCUCUUGAUCAAAACAUGUAUGCUGCACAAAAGUUCUACACCGUCUUGGACAAGGAGGUCCUUAUGAAAACGUUUACAGCGGCAGAUGCCAUCAUAUCCCUUAUCCAAACAGCUUUCAUUCUAGAUGUUCACUAUCCAAGUGAACUCAAGUUUACAUUUGAGUUUUUAGAAAGAAAUGUGUGCAGGCUUGGAAACCAGCACACUAUGAGAAAAGGAGCCGUGCCUUGCACUUCUGCGAUUGUAUCCAGAUUGGUUAAUUCAAUUGAAAGAUUUAGCACUAAAAUUCAUAGCUUUCUGUGAAGAUAAGAGUGUAAGGAUUUGAAUAUCAAGAACAAAAUGAAAUUUAAUGAAAGAAACUUAUUAAAGAAUUUAAUACACUCACAAGGACAGAAUCAACUACAGCUGUACAUAAAGCAGCAUAUAGCAGAUUAAAUAAAUUUUAUAGAACUGUAUUAAAAUGGAUAUUAAUCAACUUAUGGGUCUAGAU